AUGGACUACUUUCUGGAAAAGCCUCUCACCUUGGCUUGCGGGCUAACCAUUUCCAAUCGGCUUGUCAAGGCUGCCAUGGCAGAAGGACUGGGUCGCAAGGAUACAAGGAAUCUACCCGCAGGCAGAGAGUGUCUGGACGUGUAUGGAGAAUGGGCAAAUGGAGGCUGGGGCCUCGUCAUCACAGGAAAUGUCCAGAUUGACCCAGCACAUCUUGGUGGACCCAACGACUUUGCUAUCGACAGCACACUUCCUUCUCACACGACCCUCGCAGCGUACACUGCAUGGGCGCACGCAAGUUCGCGCAAUAACACCAAAGCCAUUGUUCAGCUAUGCCACCCAGGCCGGCAAAUCGCAUUCCAUAAGCGCCGAACCAUUGCUCCGAGCGCUGUUCCGAUGAACCUCGGCGACUCAUUUGGUCCAAAUUUGCUCAAUAAGCUCGUGUUUGGCACGCCCCGUGAGAUGACGGCCGAAGAGAUUCGAGACGUGAUCAACAGAUUUGCAGGGGCAGCCCGCAUCGUGGCUGAUGCAGGGUUUGCCGGUGUAGAACUGCAUGGCGCCCACGGGUAUCUACUCACCCAGUUCCUCUCUCCGGUUACCAACUUGCGCACCGACGAGUACGGCGGCAGUGCUGCUGCGCGUGCUAAGAUCGUAGUGGAUAUUAUUCAGGCAAUCCGCCAAGUUGUGCCAGCAACAUUCUGCGUUGGUCUGAAGAUCAACUCAGUGGACGUUGGCAGCAAGGGCGCGUUGGCGGAGUGUAUUGACCAGCUGAGACUGAUCACCGAAACCGGUGGGCUUGACUUCCUAGAGGUGAGCGGAGGCAGCUUCGAGAACCCGACCUUCAGCACCGGCGUUGGAGACGCCACAAACACGGGCGCCAAGGCUAGCACUCUCGCGAGAGAGGCAUUCUUCCUCGACUUUUCGACUGCCAUUCGCAAGGCCCUCACUACCGUGCCUCUUCUCCUUACAGGCGGCUUCCGCUCACGCAAGGGAAUGGAGGCAGCUCUCAAAGGUGGAUGCUGUGAUUUGGUUGGACUUGCACGACCGUCAGUGUUGGAUCCGCUAUUACCACGACGAAUUCUUCUGAAUAGAGUUUUACCGGAUGAUGAGGCCAUGGUAAUUGCGACACGAGUUCCUGAAGGCAACAUGGCCAAGAAGCUCGGAGUAGAGCUGCUCGGCGUUGGUGCGGAAAGGGAUUGGUACAUUGAACGUAUGCAUCGAAUCGGCUCCAUCAAGACAUCGACGUUGAUUACGGCCGCCGAUACCAAGAUCGGCACCUCAAUUCUUCGUCGAUUUCUCUCGCAACGAGGCCUUGCACAACUACAACAUGGCAUCUAUUUAGCUGGGGACAUUGCUGAUGUCAAGAAGACGCUUCUAGAGAAUGCAAGACCACAACACUCUUACGAGACGAUGCGUCUGGAUCAAUCCAGCGUCGCAUCCGUUCGAAGAGUGGCAAGCGACAUCAACAAACGGGUGGCAGCCGGAUUCAUGCCGCCGAUUCAAGCUUUGGUAUUGACCAGCGACCAGAACCAGUCAGCUAACUUCCUUCUGUGCCUCUUAUUGUUGCAAAGCAUGGACAAGAACCGCGGCAGGAUUAUAGCAGUAAGGAGCAAGCCAGACAGCGCAAAUCUUCUCGAUGAAGAAAAAGACUCUGCUUCCAAGUUGUACGAGUCUAGAAUCUGGCCGUAA
Molecule: messenger RNA, 1686 nt
Organism: Colletotrichum chrysophilum
Lineage: Eukaryota; Fungi; Ascomycota; Sordariomycetes; Glomerellales; Glomerellaceae
Exons: 4
Coding region: 1-1686 (561 amino acids)
Molecular function (GO): oxidoreductase activity; FMN binding
Source: RefSeq, a predicted model, not a curated record